CAUUAAAAAUUAAAUUAAAUUAAAAAGCAGGUCACCUUUAACCUACGGCGGCGCAUGAUCUGCAUCAUCAGAAGUUGUUUGCGGUCAGCAGUCUGCAAUUGCAGCCUGCGAUCAGAGCUGUUGCGAUAUCUGCUUUUUAAUUAUUAUUAUUGUCAUUCUAAGUUUGUUUCGUGUACGGUAACAGUUCGAUUGCGGGAGGGUGGUUACUUGAAAAGUAGAUAUUCGGUCAAAAAAGGUUGAGCACCCCUGUGCUAGAGAAUUGUAGGCCUCGCUCUGUGCUAGACACGUGCACUAGAUGGCACCUGUGCGCGACCACAAAGUGCACUUGUCACGCGUGCGAGUGAGAGACAUAAAAGUCAGUCCCAAUGGAAGAAGUUUAGUCCUGGGGAGAAGAGAAGAGGUGCACAUGCUUUCGCAGUUUGUGAGCCAUUCGGGGACUUAAGCAUGGAUCACAUUGUGGGCCAGUUGCCAAAUUCCAAUCCAAUGCAAAACACCAGCAUGGACACCUUCAACGUGACGUCGGCAAACAGCAGCACUGUCCUUUUUAAGCCCUUUUUGUCACCCGUGGUGGAUAAGACGAUUAACGUGCUCAUGGUGAUAGUCUUAUUCAUCACCAUGAUCUCACUGGGAUGCACCAUGGAGGUGUCCAAGAUCAAGGGUCACAUAGUGAAACCUAAAGGGGUGGCGAUUGCAGUCUUGGCCCAGUAUUGUGUCAUGCCGCUGACAGCAUUUUGCUUAGCCAAGGGCUUCCAGCUGGCUGACAUGGCAGCUGUGGUGGUCCUGAUCUGUGGGUGCUGCCCAGGGGGGACACUCUCCAACAUCUUGGCCUUGGCUAUAAACGGCGACAUGAACCUAAGCAUUGUGAUGACAUCCUGUUCCACCUUGCUGGCUCUGGGCAUGAUGCCGCUGCUGCUCUACCUUUACUGCCAGGGCUUCGGCGACCUGCAGAACGCCGUUCCUUAUGUUGACAUUACCGUGUCCCUCGCAAUGAUCCUCGUGCCCUGCGGGAUCGGUAUCCUCAUCAACCACUACAGGCCACGAUACUCGAAGAUCAUCACCAAGGUAGGUCUGACCAUCAUGUCCAUUUCCUCCGUGGCGAUCGCCGUCGUGGCCACCGUAGCAAUCCGCACUGCCAUCCUGGCCGUGAUGUCUCCUCCCCUUUUGGCCACCGGCGCCAUCAUGCCCUUCAUUGGCUUCACCUUCGGCUAUAUCAUCUCGUCCAUCUUCAGACUCAGCCAAGCAGAGCGAAGGACUGUCGCUAUGGAAACAGGCUGCCAGAACAUUCAGUUGUGCUCAACCAUCCUGAAGCUGGCCUUUCCACCGGACGUGAUCGGCCCACUCUUCCUCUUCCCAAUGGUGUACAUAUCCUUCCAGAUGUUAGAGGCCAUGGUGCUUAUCGUCGUCUACAGGUGCCACCAGAGGCUCACGAGAAAAGAGAAAGAUGUGUACCAGCCUGCGAUGACCGAUGCUGGACUGAAAGCACUCUCUGGAGGGACAGUAUGAUGGAUGGGCCAGCUU
Hippocampus comes (tiger tail seahorse) is the source of this 1518-nucleotide messenger RNA. It is a transcript of the gene slc10a1, whose product is annotated as solute carrier family 10 member 1. Gene Ontology annotation, cellular component: membrane. The coding region runs from base 445 to 1503 and encodes 352 amino acids. The transcript is spliced from 8 exons. Gene Ontology annotation, biological process: bile acid and bile salt transport. Gene Ontology annotation, molecular function: bile acid:sodium symporter activity. Lineage: Eukaryota; Metazoa; Chordata; Actinopteri; Syngnathiformes; Syngnathidae. The record is from RefSeq and is a predicted model, not a curated record.